AAGUCCGCUUUGGAGAUUGGAUCCAAGUCUUCUUCUUCGUACAUAUCUGCGAACCGUCCACUACUAGAGCAAGAAGUAGAAACUGCUAUUUUGGUCUGUGUUGUCGAAUUAAUCAUCGGAAAAUGGCUAGGAAAUUCUUCGUCGGCGGAAAUUGGAAAUGCAAUGGGACAACGGACGAGGUGAAAAAGAUUGUCACCUUUUUAAAUAAGGCUGAAGUUCCAUCGGAAGAUAUUGUGGAGGUUGUUGUAAGCCCUCCAUUUGUGUUUCUUCCUGUGGUGAAGAGUUUGUUGCGGUCGGAUUUCCAUGUUGCUGCUCAGAACUGUUGGGUUCGUAAGGGUGGUGCUUUUACCGGGGAGAUUAGUGCUGAGAUGCUUGUCAAUUUGAGCAUUCCUUGGGUCAUUCUUGGUCAUUCUGAAAGAAGGCUUAUUUUAAAUGAGUCAAAUGAGUUUGUUUCGGAUAAAGUUGCAUAUGCACUUUCUCAAGGCAUAAAAGUUAUUGCUUGUGUUGGGGAGACCCUGGAGCAGCGGGAAUCUGGAUCUACUCUGGCUGUUGUUGCUGCACAAACAAAAGCAAUUGCUGAGAAGGUAUCGAAUUGGGCUAAUAUUGUUUUAGCCUAUGAGCCAGUUUGGGCCAUUGGAACUGGGAAGGUUGCAACCCCUGCUCAGGCUCAGGAAGUCCAUGCUGAAUUGAGGAAAUGGCUUCAUGACAAUGCUGGUGCUGAAGUUGCUGCAUCAACCAGAAUCAUCUACGGAGGUUCUGUGAAUGGAGCAAACUGCAAAGAAUUGGCGGCUCAGCCAGAUGUUGAUGGAUUUUUGGUCGGUGGAGCUUCUCUAAAGCCGGAGUUCGUCGACAUUAUAAAGUCUGCCACGGUGAAGAAGAAUAACUGAAGAUCAGUUUUAGUUAUCGGUAUAGGUGCAUGUCUAGCAUCGUCGUUGAGCGCUUUAUAAGAAGCAUAGAGUUUAAUUUUGUUGUUCUGGUUUGUCCUUUAGAACAAAAAUGUUGAUAUGCACGUGUAAGGUUUUACAUGCAAUAAGUCAGAUGAUUUCCAUAUUUUUCUUUGUUUUUGUUAGUUGAUAACACUUGAAAGUGAAUUAAGGAUUUUUAACUACCCAGUUGUGUGAGCUUGAACCUGAUUGACUCUUUCCACGGGUUGAUUGCAACAAAGUGAAAGGUUACUUGAUGCCA
Molecule: messenger RNA, 1185 nt
Organism: Ziziphus jujuba (common jujube)
Lineage: Eukaryota; Viridiplantae; Streptophyta; Magnoliopsida; Rosales; Rhamnaceae
Product: triosephosphate isomerase, cytosolic
Exons: 9
Coding region: 123-887 (254 amino acids)
Biological process (GO): glycolytic process; glycerol catabolic process; glyceraldehyde-3-phosphate biosynthetic process
Cellular component (GO): cytosol
Molecular function (GO): triose-phosphate isomerase activity
Source: RefSeq, a predicted model, not a curated record